AUGCUUGAUCAAACGUACGAGGGUUCUAACAAAAGUUUCAUGGCGCUACGAGUGUACCUCGCGUUAAUGGUGCUCAUUGAACCCUUGGUUCCUUCAACAUUUGUUCACGUAUUCUUGUCCAGUAUCACUGGUUCUGAAGCAAGCAGCAGUCUUCCGUUCAAGUGUUCGCUGCGAAAUGGAGAUAGCGGAAUAUGCGUUGUGGUGGACCAGUGCCCAUUCGUUCACUCUGGGUUGAUGCUGCAGAAAUUGGCGACCGGACGUCUGCCUGAGCGAAUCGUGGAAAAGCCGACUGUGUGCAACUUCGAUUUCUACUCUGGUGAAGCGUAUGUUUGCUGUCGGGUGUCGUCGUUCAUGUGUGGACGGUACCGGAAACGAAAGCAGCAUUUGGUGAAGCAGAGGCGGGAAUCAAACAAUCAAUCUGACAUUGAAAGGAUUGAGAGUGCACGAAGCGUAGGUCUAGGAUCACCAGACACUUCAUUACAGACGAACAAAUCGAACAAGACUUGCCCAGGGAAUCCCGAAUUCCGGCCUUUAAUCGUGAACGGCAUUCCCGCGGAACCGAACGAAUUCCCCCAUAUGGUUGCUGUGGGAAAGUACCUAGAUGGGAAAGGCCUCAGUUUCGUGUGCGGAGGUUCCCUCAUCAGUGAGCAAUGGGUUCUGACCGCUGCCCACUGUUUUAUCGAUGACUUGAACUUCGUCCGCAUCGGUGAUGGCGUACAAGAGGACCACAAUGUGUUCGACGCUACGCGGGAUUUCUACAUAACCAAAUACGAAAUCCACCCUGGGUACUUCGCGAUGAAACACGGGAAGUACUAUGACUUGGCGCUUAUAAGGUUGUCGGAGGAUUUGGGAGGUCCACUUCAGUUUUCAACGAGUGUUUUUCCUGGAUGCUUGAGCCAGUUUCCGCCGAACCUCAUCACUGAAGAAGUUCAAAUCAUCGGCUGGGGAUUAACAGCUCCGUAUGGCCACAAGAGCAGAACAUUGUUGAAAACUUCGGUUCCUUUAUUGAACGAUACCGAGUGUUCCGAUAUAAUCCGAAACAAUAAUUUGCUGCAGCGGAACUAUAAAAAAGGAGCAGGUCAUGGUGUCAUCUGCGCUUUGGACCAAGAAGGUGGAAGUGAUGCUUGUCAGGGAGAUUCAGGAGGUCCAAUGAACAUGUUGGACGAAGACACCUGCACGUAUGAUAUCGUAGGAAUUGUCAGCAAGGGCGUUGGUUGCGGCUCUAGAAUUUUCCCGGGAUUGUACAGUGACGUUUACUAUCAUCUCUCUUGGAUCGAAAGGAUUGUUUGGCCAGUUGACGACAUACUAUCUCAAAUUUAAACCUGAAUGUAUUCUCAAGUUUUUUCAUGUUACAAAGAUUGGUUUCUCUUGCAUACAUUGAUUAAGAUGUUGUCGAAAUGUUGCUGGUUGCGGUUCAAAAAUUUUCCCGGGAUUGUACUCGUAGAGCAGUGACCUUCAUCAUCAUAUCUUAUGAAGUUAUGAUCGAAAGCAUUGUUUGACCAGUUGCCGACAUACUUCCUCAAAUUGUUGCAUGAAUAAAUUUUUAAUUUUUCAUGUUUCAAAAA
Molecule: messenger RNA, 1565 nt
Organism: Notodromas monacha
Lineage: Eukaryota; Metazoa; Arthropoda; Ostracoda; Podocopida; Cyprididae
Source: the annotation of a GenBank genome assembly